GAGUGAUUACAUUUUAUGACCAGGGUGAAGAGCUGCUCCAUGUUCUUAUCUGAAGGCGCCACUGGCCGCUUGCCAGCACAUAGGUGGGCCAGCUCGGGCAGCUUGGCGGCGAACACAGGCGGCACGGAGCAGUUGAAGAAACGUGGGAAAAGAUACACCAGUGACGGUGUGAACGGCAUACGCCAGAGGUUCAUCCGGGUUCAGCAAUGCUCCAAUGGCUCGAGGGCAAAGGGAGAGCCUCCCUCUCUACAAAAAGCUCUUCGACCUGCCAAGCCACCUUUUGCUGAAGACAAGACAGCGGUGGCGGAUCGGCUGAAGCAAGAAAAAAUGGCAACUGCUUCCACUCUGAAUACUGAAUUUGUGCAAACCAGCUAUGGAAAGAACAACGUGAAGGUGAUGUGCAUCAGGAAAGAGGGGAGCCACCACAGCAUCAUCGAGCUCAAGGCCGACGUGGAGCUCACGCUCAGGUCCCGCAAGGACUACAUAACCGGAGACAACUCUGACAUCAUCCCCACGGACACCAUCAAGAACACUGUCCACGCAUUGGCCAAGCUCAAAGGGGUAAAAACCAUUGAGCUGUUCUGUUUGGACCUUUGUCAUCAUUUCCUGAUCUCCUUCAACCAUGUGCUGAGGGUCAAGGUCUACAUGGAGGAGGUACCAUGGAGAAGGUUGGAGAAGAACGGGGUCGAUCACGCCCACGCCUUCAUUUACAGCCCAGAAGCUUUUCGCUUCUGCGAUGUGGAGCAGCAUGUCAACAGUGCCCCGGUGAUCCACAGCGGACUCAAGAACAUGAAGGUGUUGAAAACCACUCAGUCUGGUUUUGUGGGGUUUCUCCGCGACCGCUUCACGACGCUGCAAGAGGCCAGCGACAGGUUUUUCUGUACCACCGUCUACGCCAGGUGGCGCUACAACAAGAGUCAACAUGCCAACUAUGACUCUGCGUGGAAAUGCAUCAAAGACAGCAUUAUUGAAAAGUUUGCAGGCCCCUGUGACUGUGGAGAGUUCUCACCCUCUGUGCAGAAGACCCUUUAUGAUACACAAGUUCUGGUCCUGGAUAGGGUUCCCGAGGUAGAUGAAAUAGAGAUCGUCAUGCCCAACCAGCACUACUUCACCAUCGACAUGAUAAAAAUGGGCCUGGAAAACAAAGAUGAGGUUCUUCUCCCCCUCGACAACCCAUCAGGAAAUAUCGCAGGGACGGUGCGCAGGAAACCACAAGCCAAGCUCUGAAGCGAUCUGCACACACAGAACAAAAGGAAAGCUGGGACCAAGAUGAAAACGUCCGCAUACAGUGUAUUUCCAUCGUGUACAUACCGCAUUGGAAUCACCAAUAAACUGCUGGUGUUCUUUGGUGAGAAAAGAGCA
This is a messenger RNA of Dunckerocampus dactyliophorus (ringed pipefish), 1362 nucleotides long. RefSeq names its product urate oxidase (gene uox). The record is from RefSeq and is a predicted model, not a curated record. Gene Ontology annotation, molecular function: urate oxidase activity. Gene Ontology annotation, cellular component: peroxisome. The transcript has 10 exons. Bases 16 to 1227 code for a protein of 403 amino acids. NCBI's taxonomy places the organism in Eukaryota, Metazoa, Chordata, Actinopteri, Syngnathiformes, Syngnathidae. Gene Ontology annotation, biological process: urate catabolic process; purine nucleobase catabolic process.